GUUACGGUACCGCCAGUACUGUUGAUGAAUUAGAUGGACACUUGAACACAAAACAAAAAGCGUGUCACCGUCUGUUAUAGAUUGGUUUCAAAGGUAUGACGGAAAUAUUUUCAACUUUAUUCGGACAAAAUGACACGCAACCUCCCUCGGGACCGGCAGCUUUGGGGUUUGUGACUGGGAAACCUCCGCCGCCAAACCAAGCGCCUGUGGCGGCUCAGAUUCCAGCACAACACGGGGAUGACGGGCCUACACUGCGAAAACCUGGAGCCAUGAAUGAACCCUUUUAUUUACUACGAGAACUGCCUGUUGGAAACGACCUGACGGGAAACACGAACCUCAUCACGCAUUAUAACCUGGAACACGCGUAUAAUAAAUUCUGUGGCAAGAAAGUGAAGGAGAAGCUGAGCAACUUUUUACCAGAGUUACCAGGUAUGAUAGACUGUCCAGGUGUUCAGGAUGGCAGUUCUCUGCGCUCUCUCAUUGAAAAACCUCCAGUCUGUGGGAACUCGUUCAGCCCACUGACAGGCACUCUACUCACUGGAUUUAGACUUCACACUGGCCCGCUCCCAGAGCAAUACAGACUGAUGCACAUACAGCCACCAAAGAAAAAGAGCAAACACAAACACAGGCAUCAUCGACCUCAGGAUCCCUUACCACCAGAGACCCCUUCAGACUCUGACCCCAAGAAGAAGAAGAAAAAGAGGGAUGACGACCCUGAUCGUAAGAAGAAAAAGAAAGACAAGAAGAAAAAAAAGAAUCGACACAGUCCUGAUCAUCCUGGUUUAACUGGCUUUCAGCCCAACAGCAACAGCCUGAGAUAAAACGAUUUGUGUGCAUGUUUGCAAGUGUGUGCAUGUGAGAAAGAAUGUGACCGUGUUAGAGACCCUUAUAUGGACCAGUGUGUGAGUGAUGUUUACAAAGACUGCUUGUUAAUGAUUUCUGUAAUUUCUUUCUGGAACAAAUAAACUUUUGUUACUCA
Messenger RNA from Myxocyprinus asiaticus (Chinese sucker), 979 nucleotides. Its product is annotated as mediator of RNA polymerase II transcription subunit 19-A. The record is from RefSeq and is a predicted model, not a curated record. Gene Ontology annotation, cellular component: mediator complex. The coding region runs from base 96 to 821 and encodes 241 amino acids. Lineage: Eukaryota; Metazoa; Chordata; Actinopteri; Cypriniformes; Catostomidae. Gene Ontology annotation, molecular function: transcription coregulator activity; transcription factor binding. Gene Ontology annotation, biological process: positive regulation of transcription by RNA polymerase II. The transcript has 6 exons.